GAUGACUGUGCCAGUAGCAGGAGCCUGUGUGCUGUGGAAAUAAUACACCGGACGGAUGAAAACAUUUUUAAAUCCACUCUGUAUCCGGUGUCUAAAUUGCCCGGACGAAAACUAAAAACAAAACUCGCGGCGUCACGUUGGAGCCGUCCGACAAUGAUUCAGCGAGUUAUUAUUUUGCGUUUUUGCUCGUAGCUCAAGUAACGGUAGCUAGCUAGCUAGCUAUUUAGCUAGCGCGUGCCACGACUGUCUGGCUGUUGAACCGGGGCCUCCGAGCCUUAACAAAGUAUCCUUAUCCUUCCCAGACAUGCUGCUAACCGGUCAUCAAGCAAAACUGCUCCUUUUGUGACUGGUAACUGAAAUCCAGCUUCCAAAGGGUGACUUGUUAACACCAGGUAAUGUGACCGGAACAUGCUGUUAAGUGGAUAUUGCCAAAUUAUCUUCUAAACAGCAAAUAGAGAUUAUCGACAAUGAAGGUCGACAGAAGCAAGUUAAAGAAAACUCCCACGGAAGCUCCUGCUGACUGCAGGAUACUUAUAGAGAAGCUCAAGGCAUGCAGUGAUGAGCAACUGCUCGUUGAACUGCAGCACAUCAAGACCUGGAAUAUUGGCAAGUGUGAGCUCUACCACUGGGUCGAUCUGCUGGACCGCUUUGAUGGCAUUCUGUGUGAUGCAGGCCAGACAGUGGAGAACAUGUCAUGGCUGCUGGUGUGUGAUCGUCCAGACAACGGACAGCUCAAAGCCUUGCUUUUGGCAGUGCUCAACUUCACUGCCUUGCUCAUUGAGUAUAGCUUCUCUAGGCACCUCUACAGCUCCAUAGAGCACUUAACCACCUUGUUAGCGUCAUGUGACAUGCAAGUGGUCCUGUCUGUGUUGAACCUACUUUAUGUGUUCAGCAAGCGCUCGAACUACAUUACAAGACUAGGAUCUGACAAAAGGACACCUCUUCUGGCACGCCUGCAACACCUGGCUGAGAGCUGGGGAGGGAAGGAGAAUGGCUUUGGUUUGGCUGAAUGCUGCAGGGAUCUGCCUAUGACGAAAUAUCCUCCCAGUGCCACCACUCUACACUUUGAGUUUUAUGCCGAACCAGGCCCUGAAGUCAAAGUUGAACGGAAGCAGACAAGUAGUAACACACUACACUACAUUCACAUUGAACAGCUUGACAAGAUUUCAGAGAGCCCAUCAGAGAUCAUGGAGUCUCUGACAGUGAUGUACAACAUCCCUAAAGACAAGCAGACCCUACUGUUCACGCAUAUUCGACUGGCCCAUGGUUUCUCAAAUCACAAGAAGAGAUUGCAGGCUGUGCAGGCCCGACUGCAUGCCAUCUCUAUUCUGGUGUAUUCAAAUGCACUCCAAGAGUCAGCCAACAGUAUUCUGUAUAAUGGCUUAAUAGAGGAGCUGGUGGAUGUCUUACAGAUAACAGACAAACAGCUUGUGGAUAUCAAAGCAGCAUCUUUGCGCACUUUAACUUCGAUUGUUCACCUGGAGAGGACGCCCAAGCUUUCCAACAUCAUCGACUGCACUGGCACUGCGUCCUACCACGGCUUCUUGCCUGUGUUGGUGCGCAACUGUAUACAAGCAAUGAUCGAUCCUCUGAUGGAACCGUAUCCACACCAGUUUGCCACUGCACUCUUCUCAUUCCUCUACCACUUGGCCAGCUAUGAUGCUGGAGGGGAAGCCCUUGUAUCCUGUGGUAUGAUGGAAGCCCUUCUGAAGGUGAUCAAGUUCUUGGGGGAUGAGCAGGACCAGAUCACGUUUGUGACUCGAGCAGUGCGUGUUGUGGACCUCAUCACUAAUCUCGACAUGGCUGCCUUUCAGUCCCACAGCGGCCUUUCCAUUUUUAUCUGCAGGCUAGAGCAUGAGGUGGACCUAUCAAGGAAAGAGUGCCCUUUUGUCAUCAAGCCAAAGAUUCAGAGGCCUAGUGCAACUGUCGAGUCUGAGGACAUGGACACAGACAUGGAGAUGUCAGAAGUUGCUAUGGAAAGCAGCCCUGGACCAUCGACAUCUUCUUCUUCUUCCAGACCAGAGGGAGACCACCGAGCACAGAGCAGCACUGCAAACACACCUCGAGCAGGUAUGCAGUGUAUCCCCCAGAGGGCAGCUCUGUUGAAGUCAAUGCUAAAUUUCUUGAAGAAAGCCAUCCAGGACCCUGCCUUUUCCGAUGGCAUCCGCCACGUAAUGGAUGGGUCCUUGCCUACCUCACUCAAGCACAUUAUCAGCAAUGCAGAGUAUUACGGCCCUUCACUGUUCCUCCUAGCGACCGAGGUGGUGACGGUGUUUGUGUUCCAGGAGCCAUCCCUGCUCUCCUCCCUGCAGGAUAAUGGUCUCACUGAUGUCAUGUUGCAUGCCCUUCUCAUCAAAGACGUUCCCGCUACCCGUGAGGUGUUGGGUUCUCUGCCCAAUGUGUUCAGUGCCCUCUGCCUGAAUGCAAGAGGCCUGCACUCCUUCGUUCAGUGCCAGCCCUUUGAGCGCCUCUUCAAAGUGCUUUUGUCCCCUGACUAUCUGCCUGCCAUGCGACGGCGGCGUAGCUCUGACCCUUUGGGUGACACUGCAUCCAACUUGGGCAGCGCUGUAGAUGAGCUCAUGAGACACCAGCCCACUUUGAAAACAGAUGCUACUACUGCUAUUAUUAAGUUACUGGAGGAGAUCUGCAACCUAGGUCGAGCUCCUGAGUACAUCUGUCAGAAACCAUCUAUCCAGAAAGCAGAUGGUACGGUGGCGGCACCGCCUGCACGUUCCAGCCACGCUGCUGAAGAAGCUUCGAGCGAGGAUGAAGAGGAAGAGGAGGCCCUCCACACAUUCAGCCAGCAGCAGGGGGAACCAGAGAGCAACAGACAGUCAGUGCCACUUGAACUGGUGGUAGGCACCGAGGAGCGGAUACCAAUUCCUCUAAUGGAUUAUAUUUUGAAUGUGAUGAAGUUUGUUGAAUCCAUUCUGAGCAACAACACCACAGACGACCAUUGUCAGGAGUUUGUCAACCAGAAGGGGCUGCUGCCUCUUGUCUCUAUUCUCGGCCUGCCCAACUUGCCCAUAGACUUCCCCACCUCAGCUGCCUGCCAGGCUGUAGCUGGUGUCUGCAAGUCCAUACUGACGCUCUCACAUGAGCCUAAGGUACUCCAGGAGGGCUUGUGCCAACUGGACAGUAUUCUGACAUCUUUGGAGCCACUUCAUCGGCCAAUUGAGGUGCCUGGUGGGUCUGUGCUUCUCAGAGAACUGGCUAAUGCGGGCCACGUCACAGAUGCCACGUUGUCAGCUCGUGCUACGCCGCUCCUACAUGCUCUUACUGCAGCACAUGCCUACAUCCUCAUGUUUGUCCAUACUUGCAGAGUAGGACAGAGUGAGAUCAGAGCAAUCUCAGUCAACCAGUGGGGCUCCCAGCUGGGCUUGAGUGUUCUCAACAAGCUCAGUCAGCUUUACUGCUCUCUGGUGUGGGAGAGCACUGUGCUGCUGUCCCUUUGCACCCCUAACAGUCUGCCUCCAGGAUGUGAGUUUGGCCAGGCUGACAUGCAGAAACUGGUGCCCAAAGAGGAGAAGCCAUCUGGCAGCACUGCAGCAGCCACAGCCUCUGGCUCCAGGAGAAAUGAAUCUGAGGCGGUGGCUGUGGAUUCAUCUGCCGGUGGUCUGUUGGAAGGCAUGGGUCUGGACGGGGACACCUUGGCUCCCAUGGAGACAGACGAACCCUCUGCAACGGACCCUAAAGCAAAGUCUAAACUCACCCCAGCGAUGGCCACCCGUAUCAAACAAAUUAAGCCCUUGCUCUCUGCUUCAUCACGUUUAGGCAGGGCUUUGGCAGAGCUCUUCGGUCUGCUAGUAAAGCUGUGUGUGGGUUCCCCCGUGCGCCAACGUCGCUCCCAUCAUGCCACGAGCACGGGCACUACCCCCACUCCUGCUGCACGGGCCACUGCUUCUGCCCUCACUAAGCUCCUCACCAAAGGUCUCAGUUGGCAACCCCCACCCUAUACACCCACCCCUCGCUUUAGGCUGACUUUCUUCAUCUGCUCAGUGGGCUUCACAUCUCCCAUGCUGUUUGAUGAGAGAAAAUACCCCUACCACCUCAUGCUGCAAAAGUUCUUUUGCUCUGGAGGACACGAUGCCUUAUUUGAGACAUUUAACUGGGCCCUGUCAAUGGGUGGUAAGGUGCCUGUGUCUGAGGGUUUGGAACAUACUGAUCUACCUGAUGGGACAGGGGAGUUUCUGGAUGCCUGGUUGAUGCUGGUGGAGAAGAUGGUUAAUCCAAGCACUGUGUUGGACUCACCCCACUCCCUGCCGGCUAAAAUGCCUGGGGUCACACCCACCAUGCCCCAGUUCAGCGCCCUCCGGUUUCUCAUUGUAACCCAGAAGGCUGCAUUCAACUGCAUCCGCAGUCUGUGGAAUAGGAAGCCUCUGAAGGUGUAUGGCGGCCGCAUGGCUGAGUCCAUGCUGGCCAUCCUCUGCCACAUAUUGAGAGGGGAGCCAGUUAUCCAGGAGCGCCUGGCCAAAGAGAGAGAGGGCACAGUGCGCCCGGAUGACGAGGCAGCUCCAGCAAGUGCUUUGGGACCCAGCGCAGCCCCAAGCGCAUCUUCAGCAGGUGGAGAGGCACCAGCAGUCAGUGGAACACCUUCUGCAGGGCCAGGACCAGGACCAGGACCAGGGCCAGGACCAGGGCCAGGGCCGGCGGCGGCGGCAGCAGCAGCAGCAGCAGCAGCAGGAACGGGAUCAGGAUCAGCUGAGGAUUCUACUAAUUCCACACCUCGCAGAGAGCCACAGGUUAACCAGGCUCAGCUCACACAGGGGAGAUGCAGAGGGAGAGAGAGGCACGCACAGGUCCACCAGCAGCAUCUCCAGCAGCUGAUGGAUAUGGGUUUCUCAAGAGAGCAUGCCAUGGAGGCCCUGCUGAACACCAGCACCAUGGAGCAGGCCACGGAGUACCUACUCACACACCCUCCACCACUUCUUGGUGGUGCAGUCAGAGAUCUGACUAUGUCUGAAGAGGACCAGAUGAUGAGGGCAAUUGCCAUGUCACUCGGGCAAGAGGUCAGCAUGGAGCAGCGUUCUGACUCUCCUGAGGAAGCAGCACGUCGGCGUGAGGAGGAAGACAGGAGAGCCAGGGAGCGGGCAGAAGAGGAAGAGGCACGCUGCUUGGAGCGCUUCAUGGAGGCUGAGCCUCUGGAUCCCAAGGAGCUACACGCUUUCACCGACGCCAUGCUGCCGGGCUGCUUCCAUCUUUUGGAUGAGCUUCCUGACACAGUCUACAGACUCUGUGACUUGCUCAUGACUGCCAUCAAGAGAAGCGGCCCAGAGUACAGGGACCUUAUCCUUGGCCAAGUUGUCCAUCAGGUGUGGGAGGCAGCAGACGUGCUAAUUAAGGCAGCUGAGCCCCUUACUACCAGUGACACAAAGACGGUGUCUGAGUGGUGCAGACAGAUGGCCACACUGCCCCAGGCCUCCAAGCUGGCAACACGAAUUCUGCUGCUCACAUUGCUCUUUGAGGAGCUGAAACUGUUAGGUGCAAGAGUGGUGGAGAACAGUGGGAUUCUUAAUUUACUAAUUAAGCUACUUGAGGUGGUGCAGCCCUGUCUACAAGCAGCUAAAGAACACAAAGACAUCCAGACACCAAAAUGGAUCACACCAGUACUGCUGAUCAUUGACUUCUAUGAGAAGAUGGCAGUCUCUUCAAAGCGCAGGGAACAAAUGAACAAGUAUCUGCAGCCCAAUGGGAAUAACUGGCGUUGGUUUGAUGACCGCUCAGGCCGUUGGUGCAGUUACAGUGCAUCCAAUAACAGUACCAUUGACUCAGCGUGGAGGGCCGGGGAAAGCAGUGUCCGCUUCACAGCUGGACGGCGGAGAUACACUGUGCAGUUUAACACCAUGGUGCAGGUAAAUGAAGAGACUGGUAAUAGAAGGCCAGUGAUGUUGACUGUCCAGAGAGUGCCUCGCAUUCCCAAGCCUUCUAAGACCGGUAGCGUCACUGACUCUGAAAGAGAGGAGGGAGACAGGGCCAAAGUGGAUGAAACCCAGACUGAACUAGACUCAGGGGCAGCGGUGGAGAUGAGUGCUCCCAAGGAUGAUUCCAGCCAGCUUAAGGAGACCACCUCCGGCCCCUCAGCCUCCUUGGAGUCUGACUACUCUCAAGGAGCCGAUAUUGUCGUACAGGGCCUGACUGAGGACAUGACCACUGUUCUUAUUCGGGCUUGUGUCAGUAUGAUCAGUGUUCCUGUGGACCCGGACACCCUUCAUGCCACGCUGCGUCUGUGUUUACGCCUUACACGCAAUCACCACUAUGCAAUGAUGUUUGCUGAACUGAAGAGCACACGGAUGAUUUUGGGGCUGACGCAGAGCUCCGGCUUCAACGGCUUCACCCCACUCGUUACUCUGCUCUUCAGACACAUCAUAGAAGAUCCAGCCACCCUCCGUCACACCAUGGAAAAGGUGGUGAGGUCAGCUGUGACCAGCGGAGCAGGUAGUACAACCUCAGGAGUGGUGUCAGGCAGCCUUGGUUCCAGAGAAAUCAAUUACAUUCUUCGAGUCCUGGGCCCUGCUGCCUGCCGUAACCCUGAAUGCUUUGCCGAGACUGCCAGCAACUGUGUCCGCAUUGCCCUGCCUGCGCCCCGUGGAGCUGGCACAACUUCUGAUGAUGAGUUUGAGAACCUUCGAAUUAAGGGGCCCAAUGCUGUGCAGCUGGUGAAGACCACUCCUCUGAAACUUUCUCCCUUACCCUCUAUCCCUGACACUAUCAAGGAGGUCAUCUAUGACAUGCUCAAUGCUUUGGCUGCCUACCACGCUCCUGAAGAACCUGAGCGUCCAGAAGAACGUGCUGCAGCUGUGCCUGGUGGUCAAGACUUGUGCCAGAUUUUGCAGGAUGUGGGUGAUGACGUUUACCAGCAGUACCGACUCACACGUCAGGGAAGCGAUUUUGACUCCCAGUCUGCAUUCCAUAUCAAUAGCCGCAUGUCUUCUUCUCAGGCUCAAGUGUUUGCAGCUGAUGGAGGUGUCGCGGAGUCUUCCCAGUCUGGCACACCACAAGGAGAAGCCUCGACGCCAGAAGAGAUGCGAGAGGAGAAGAAAGAACAAGAGGGAGAGAAGAGUACCAGCUCUGAUGAGGGUAAAGCAGCUAAAGUAAAGGCAAGCAAGCCUCUAAUGCCUACCUCCACCAUCCUGAGACUACUGGCUGAACUGGUGCGCUCUUAUGUGGGCAUCGCCACACUAAUUGCGUCCUAUUGCUACACCGCGGGACAGUCUGAGCUCAUUAAAGAGGAUUGCAGUGUUCUAGCCUUUGUGCUCGACCACUUGCUGCCUCACACCCAAAAUUCAGAGGACAAGGACACCCCAGCUUUAGCACGUCUCUUCUUAGCCAGCCUGGCAGCCGCUGGCACCGGCACUGAUGCCCAGGUGGCCCUAGUGAAUGAGGUGAAGGCUGCCCUUAGUCGAGCACUAGCAAUGGCGGAAGGUGCUGAAAAACAUGCCAGGCUUCAGGCAGUGAUGUGCAUCAUCAGCACUAUCAUGGAAUCCUGUCCCUCAACAUCCAGUUUCUACAGCACGGCAGCAGCCAAGACUCAACAUAAUGGCAUGAACAAUAUCAUAAGGCUCUUUCUUAAGAAAGGACUGGUCAACGACCUGGCCCGUGUUCCUCACAGCUUGGAUCUGUCCAGUCCCAACAUGGCCAACACAGUGAAUGCUGCCCUGAAGCCUCUGGAGACUCUGUCACGCAUUGUUAACCAGCCCAGCAGUCUGUUUGGGGGCAAAGGAGGCUCCAGCAAGAACAAGGCCGAACACGACACUGUGGGCACUGCCAGGGACAGCAACAGCAACACUCAGGACCAAGGGGAGUCUGGUGAGGCAGAGGCAGUGGACGGCAGCCACAGGGUACAGGGAACAGACAGCGACCUGAUGGAUGGAGAGACAGAGGGAGACACUGUGGUCAUUGCUGGUCAGCCAGAGGUUCUCAGCACGCAAGCUAUGCAGGUGGAGAAUGAGUUGGUGGAUCUGAUUGAUGAGCUGUUGGAGAGCGAUGCUGGCGCCGUCAACAGCGCAAUUAUAGUGGGACGCAGCGGUGAAGAUGAAUCUCAGGAGGAUGUGUUGAUGGAUGAGGCUCCCUCCAAUAUCAGUCAAGCAUCAACUCUUCAGGCCAAUCGUGAAGACUCCAUGAACAUCCUGGAACCAGAGGAUGAGGAGCACACACAGGAGGAAGAUUCUAGCGGCAGCAAUGAUGAUGAAGACAGCCAGGAUGAAGAGGAGGAGGAGGAAGAAGAGGAGGAGGAGGAUCAGGAUGAUGAAGAAGGAGAUGAGGAUGAUGAUGAUGAAGGUUCAGAGAUGGAGUUGGAUGAAGACUUCCCUGACAUCAAUGCCGCACCACACAUCCGCUUUGAAAGGUUUGACAGGGAUGAUGACCUCAUCAUAGAGUUUGACAACAUGUUCUCCAACAACGCUGACAUCCCUCCCUCCCCAGGCAACAUCCCUAGCUCCCACCCACUGAUGGUGCGCCAUGCUGACCACGGUUCCCUCACCCUAGGUGUGGCUGGCACUAGCAGCCGCCUGGCACAGGGCAUGGGUCGCAGCCAGCGAACACUGCGCCAGCUCACUGCCAACAGUGGACACACUAUCCAUGUCCAUUACCCCGGCAACCGCCAGCCUAACCCUCCUCUCAUCCUGCAGAGGUUGUUGGGUCCCAGUGCAGCAGCUGACAUUUUACAGCUGUCCAGCUCUCUGCCUCUGCAGUCCCGCGGGCGUGCCCGUCUUUUGGUUGGAAAUGAGGAUGUGCACAUCAUUGCUCGUUCUGACGAUGAGUUGUUGGAUGACUUCUUCCAUGAGCAGAGCAGUACUGGGGGACAAGCAGGCACCCUCUCUAGUAUUCCCACUGCCUUAACUAGGUGGACAGAUGAGUGUAAAGUGCUGGAUGCUGAGAGUAUGCACGACUGUGUUGCAGUGGUGAAGGUGCCUAUCCUGCAGCAUCUGGAGAGUCUGCGAGAUGAGGAACUGGAGGAGCGAAGGGAGAAGAGAAGGAGGCAGCUGGCGGAGGAGGAGGAGUCUAAGCAGAAUGAGAGGAGGGCCUCUGGAGCAGAGCAGGCCAGAGAACAGAGCCUGCAGGUUUCUGGAUUGGGUACAGUUAAUGGUGCAGAAAACACUGCAGAAGGUGAACAGGCUCAGACUGGUACGGUGGCAUGCCUGAACCCACCCAGGGUCUCGGAGGGCUUCCUCACUGCUCCUCCAUCUGGAGAGGUCACUCCCACCACACCUGCUCCUCAUGAACAGGCCCUAGUCUCCCUGGAGACUGCGAUUAGUCAGCAGGUCCACCAGCCAAUUGCUGACCUGCUACUGGCCGAGUCGCAUGCCAGCUCACUGGCUGCUUUGGCAGGGGCUGGCCUUCCACCCUUGUCGGCAACUGAGAGGCCAAACAGUGAAGCAGAGGCAUCUCAGAUGGAAAUGUCUCCGGCACCCACAAUCGGUGAGAGAGUCGGAGGAGGAGGUGGUGGUGGAGGAGCGUUGGAUGAAGGCAGGGAAGCUUCCUUGAGUCCAGACAUCGUAGAAAACUCAGAGCCUACGGUAGUUGGUGUUUCACAACUGGAAGGGUCACCCAUGGAUACCAGCAGCCCAGCCUCAGCCACUCAAGAGGAAGCUGCUCCCAAUGCGGUCCAGACCACACAGCUGUCUCAGGAGCUGUCUGGCAGCGGGGAGAGUGGGCUGACUGACAGGCAGACAGAUGCAGAGACAGGCUCUACUUCUGUUUCAUCUCCUGGGGAAACCAUGCCCAGGAGCGACAGUGCCGACAGCCAGUCUCAGGCCAUCCAGGAAGAGCCCCUCCCAUCUACCAGCAAUGAUGAGGAGGACCCACUUGCAGGCAUCAGUCUGCCAGAAGGUGUCGACCCCUCGUUCCUGGCAGCUCUUCCCGAGGAUAUCCGCAGAGAGGUGCUGCAAAAUCAGCUUGGCAUCAGACCACCCUCCCGUCCUCCCGUCGCUACCAGCCUGCCUUCGACCACUGCACCUGUACUGGGAGGACCAGGGGUCACAGAGGUUAGCCCUGAGUUCUUGGCAGCCUUGCCACCCGCCAUCCAAGAGGAGGUUCUUGCCCAGCAGCGAGCAGAGCAGCAGCGUAGAGAGCUAGCCCAGCAGCCUUCACAGGGAGACACCCCUCUGGAUCCAGUCACCUUCAUCCAGACGCUGCCCUCCGAGCUCCGUCGUAGCGUCCUAGAGGACAUGGAGGAUAGUGUUUUGGCUGUCAUGCCCCCGGACAUUGCGGCUGAAGCAGCUGCAUUGCGCAGAGAGCAAGAGGCACGUCAGAGGCAGCUGAUGCAUGAGAGGCUUUUUGGUCAUAGUUCGUCUUCGGCCCUAUCAGCCAUCUUGCGUUCACCAGCAUUCACCAGUCGGUUAGGAAGCAAUCGCGGCGUACAGUACACCCGACUGGCUGUGCAGAGAGGAGGCACGUUUCAGAUGGGUGGAGGAACAAACCACAGACCCUCCAGUUCAAGUGUGGACUCAUUGUUGCGCCUGCGUGGGCGAUUGCUGCUGGACCAUGAAGCCUUGUCCUGCCUGCUGGUUUUACUGUUUGUGGAUGAGCCGAAGCUUAACACCAGCCGUCUGCACCGUGUGCUCAGGAACCUUUGCUACCACUCUCAGACACGUGGGUGGGUCAUUCGGAGCCUCUUAUCUAUCCUCCAACGCAGCAGUGAGAGUGAAGUUUGUGUGGAAACCUCACGUCUUGAAGACUCUCGUAGCAAGAGGAGUAUCCAGGGAGGCUGUGGAGGAAAAGGCUCUGUCACCUCCUCCUUGUCCUCUUCAUCAUCUUCCUCGUCAUCUUCCUCCUUAGAGCUUCUGAACAGGGUGGAGUCUCGCAGCUCCAGCCAGCUUUCCUGGCUCUCUGUUUCUAUGGAUGCAGCCUUGGGCUGCCGGACAAACAUUUUCCAGAUUCAGCGGGCUUCAGGUAGGAAGCAUGCUGACAGACACUCAGCUGGGAGCUCGACAGGAUCUGGAACACUGGGGGGAGGAGUGACGGGCACUGCUACAGGUGUUACAUGUGCUGCAGGUGGAGGCUCCACUGUUCACAUCCAUCCACAAGCUGCUCCAGUGGUCUGUCGACAUGUGUUGGACACACUUAUCCAGCUAGCUAAGGUUUUCCCCAGCCACUUCACCCAGCAGCGGUGUAAGGAUUUGUCAGCAGCAGCUUCUGAGCUGGAUUCCCGCCUGUGUUCAGGCUCCUCUGGAGGAGGUGGAGGCUCUAGGUCAGGAUCGCAGUCACAGAACAACCCCAGUGUCGCAAACACCCAGAACUCCUUGGGGUCGUCUGCCGUCACUCCCCAGUCUCUGGGAAUCUCCACUGAUUUUUGGGACCUGCUGGUCAAGCUUGACAACAUGAAUGUCAGCCGCAAGGGCAAAGCCUCAAUGAAGACGGUGCCUCUGGGUGGCAGUGCAGAGGCAGAAGGAGCCCAGUUCAGUUUAGAGACAUCCCCUCUUGGCCAGCUGAUGAACAUGCUGUCUCACCCCGUAAUCAGACGGAGCUCUUUGCUCACUGAAAAGCUGCUGCGCCUUCUCUCCUUAAUAUCCAUUGCCCUGCCCGACAACAAGGCCACAGAGGUGCCUGCUGGACACCCCACCCCACAGGCUGCCAAUCCCAACUUGGCAGCCAGCUCAGGAGCCACAGUCUCAGUCACAACACCGGGUGCAGCAGUAGGCUCUAUCCAGCCUGCUGUGACAGUCCAAGGGGCCUCUGCAGUGGUUGUAGCCCAGGGUACUUCCUCAGGGACAAGUCUCGCAACCUCCCAGACAUCCUCUACAACAAUCUCUAUACCCACAUCCACUGGAAUAAUCUCAACAGGAAAACAGAGGGGCACUACUAGCAAUACAGAGAGUGACAAGAUGGCCUCCGCUGGUCUCACAGAGAAACAACUUCAACUUUCUGUGGAGGUGUUGACGUCUCACUCGUGUUCAGAAGAGGGUCUGGAGGAUGCAGCAAAUAUUCUGCUGCAGUUAUCUCGAGGAGACAGUUCCACCAGAGACACUGUUCUCAGAUUGCUGCUCAGUGGAGCUAGACACCUUGGAUACACUCUUUGCAAACAAAUCGGCACGUUACUCGCCGAACUCAGAGAGUACAACUUGGAGCAGCAGAGACGGGCACAGGCGGAUUCCCAUUCCCCAGAUGCCCCUCCUGAGGAUUCCUCUAUAUCAGCCAGGCUGAAGGGCAAGAUGACCAGCAGGUUGGGGUACAGGUUUGACGGGUCCGAAAGCGUGGUGAUAGUGGCCGCACAGAAGCGCACUCUCGGCGGACGGGAAUUGCAGCUUCCCUGCAUGAGCUCCCUAACAUCCAAGACGUCGACGCAGAAGUUUUUCUUGCGAGUGCUGCAGGUCAUUAUCCAACUCCGCGAGGACACUCGACGCGCCAACAAGAAAGCCAAACAGACAGGGCGAUUAGGCUCCACCAGUUUGGGCUCAGCCAGCAGCAUCCAGGCUGCAGUGCGUCAGCUGGAGGCGGAGGCUGAUGCCAUCAUCCAGAUGGUGAGAGAGGGGCAGCGGGCACGUCGGCUCCAGCAGGCCCCCCCUCCCACCGCCCCUUCUGCCUCUGCCGCCGUCGCUGCUGGAUCCUCAGUGGCCGCCCCCCAUGCUCCCACUGGUGCUGCUCCCCCUGCUGGCACGGCUGCUGCUGCCACGUCUGAAGUGCAGUCAGUGUCAGAAGGCCAGGCAGCACAGAGAGAUGACUCUCCCAUGGAUGUAGACCAGCCGUCUCCUCUGGAACAGGACGCUGCACCUCUGGAUGAAGAAGGAAACGGUCAGUCAGAGAGUGAGGAGAGACUUCCAGACCUCCCUCUGCUCAGUGAGCAGCUCCUGUUGGAUGAACUGUGGGACAUGCUCGGGGAGUGCCUGAAAGAGCUGGAGGAGUCCCAUGACCAGCAUGCCGUGCUGGUACUCCAGCCUGCUGUGGAGGCCUUCUUUCUAGUCCACGCCACAGAGCGAGAGAGCAAACCCCCUGUGAGAGACACGAGGGAGAGCCAGCUUUCUCACAUCAAGGACGAACCUCCACCACUGUCCCCGGCGCCCCUGACGCCUGCUACACCUUCAUCCCUAGACCCGUUCUUUUCCAGGGAGCCAUCCUCCAUGCAUAUUUCUUCAAACCUGCCACCAGACACACAGAAGUUCCUCCGGUUUGCUGAAACCCACCGCACAGUGCUUAAUCAGAUCCUGCGCCAGUCUACCACUCACUUGGCUGAUGGGCCUUUUGCCGUGCUGGUGGACUACAUACGCAUCCUGGACUUUGACGUCAAGAGAAAGUACUUCCGCCAGGAGUUGGAGCGACUGGAUGAAGGUCUGAGGAAGGAGGACAUGGCUGUGCACGUUAGGAGAGAUCACGUGUUUGAGGAUUCCUACAGGGAGCUGCAUCGCAAGAGCCCAGAGGACAUGAAGAAUAGGCUGUACAUUGUAUUUGAAGGGGAGGAGGGCCAGGAUGCCGGUGGCCUGCUGAGGGAAUGGUACAUGAUUAUCUCCAGAGAGAUGUUCAACCCCAUGUACGCCCUGUUCCGCACUUCACCAGGCGACCGUGUCACCUACACCAUCAACCCCUCUUCUCACUGCAACCCCAACCACCUCAGCUACUUUAAGUUUGUGGGUCGUGUUGUGGCCAAGGCAGUCUAUGACAACCGGUUACUGGAGUGUUACUUCACCCGCAGCUUCUACAAGCACAUCCUGGGCAAGAGUGUCAGGUACACAGACAUGGAAAGCGAGGACUACCCGUUCUUCCAGGGAUUGGUGUACUUGUUGGAGAAUGACGUGUCCACACUGGGCUAUGAGCUGACAUUCAGCACAGAGGUCCAGGAGUUUGGGGUGUGUGAAGUGAGAGACCUCAAGCCAAAUGGAGCCAAUAUCCUCGUCACAGAGGAAAACAAAAAGGAAUAUGUGCACCUGGUGUGCCAGAUGAAGAUGACAGGUGCAAUCCGCAAACAGCUGGCAGCCUUCCUUGAGGGAUUCUACGAGAUCAUCCCCAAGAGGCUCAUCUCCAUCUUCACUGAGCAGGAGCUGGAGCUGCUCAUCUCUGGACUGCCUACUAUCGACAUCGACGACCUAAAGGCCAACACUGAAUAUCACAAAUACCAGUCCAGCUCCAUCCAGAUCCAGUGGUUCUGGAGGGCCUUGCGGUCAUUUGAUCAGGCAGACCGGGCCAAGUUCCUGCAGUUUGUCACCGGCACGUCCAAGGUUCCCCUCCAAGGUUUUGCUGCUCUGGAGGGCAUGAACGGCAUCCAGAAGUUCCAGAUCCACCGUGACGAUCGGUCCACUGACCGCCUGCCAUCUGCUCAUACCUGCUUUAACCAGCUGGAUCUACCAGCCUAUGAGAGCUACGAGAAGCUGAGACAUAUGCUGCUGUUGGCCAUUCAGGAAUGCUCAGAGGGAUUCGGACUGGCUUAAACUAUGAGACUCUUAAUACACACAGACAUGCAUACACUUAAUUAGACUGGCGUACUCCUGACACAUUCACACUGAUAACCUUUGAACACGCACACACACUAUCAUAGACAUUACUGGAUUACUUGUUGAAUGGCCUAGACUUGCUGGUUUCUAUUCCAUAUAAAGCAGAUAAAACCAGCGAGUGAAAUAGACUGAUUGACAUUGCAUACAACACAGAGAGCCUCAUUUUGACACGGUUGUGUCUCCCUUCCCAUUUUAAUGGCAAAUGCAAGAGGGGAUUCAGAGGAUAAAAACAUGGACUAAUAUAAGAGAUGUUUUCUUCAUUUAGUUUGAUUUCUCUGUACAAAAGGUUUGGGAGUUUAUUAUGUUCAAUCUUUUUUGUUCUCUGGCUGUGUAAAAAGAAAAAAGAGAAUGUUGUUUGAACAGGAUGGUUAUAAAACCUUUGGGGAAAAAAAUGUUGGUGGUUUCCUGUUGCAAAUUUGUGACCUCACAAGCCUUGACGAUGGGGAACAUUUUUAUGGGGGAAGGGAGGGGAGGGGGGGUGUAUGAACAACUUGACAAGUUUUGGAGAUAUUCACAAAAAUGCACUUUUCAAAGUUUUGUGGCAUUUUUAAGGAAGGAUGGUACAAAAAAUGAAGAGAAAACCUGAAGGUGAUAAAAAAAAAACAUUAACCAUAAAUCCUAGAGUAUUUUUGGCUAUUAAAUCGCUGACCCAGCCUUGAGCCUUUGAAUCAGAGUGGAAUAACUACAUGAAUAAAUGCAUAAAAAUGC
Messenger RNA from Mugil cephalus (flathead mullet), 15128 nucleotides. RefSeq names its product HECT, UBA and WWE domain containing E3 ubiquitin protein ligase 1 (gene huwe1). The coding region runs from base 468 to 14357 and encodes 4629 amino acids. The record is from RefSeq and is a predicted model, not a curated record. Gene Ontology annotation, cellular component: Golgi membrane; nucleus. The transcript has 83 exons. NCBI's taxonomy places the organism in Eukaryota, Metazoa, Chordata, Actinopteri, Mugiliformes, Mugilidae. Gene Ontology annotation, molecular function: zinc ion binding; protein binding; ubiquitin-protein transferase activity. Gene Ontology annotation, biological process: Golgi organization; positive regulation of protein catabolic process; protein polyubiquitination.